AUGAUUUUUUGCUUCUCAGGGAUAAAAUGGAGAAGACAACAAGUUGUUGCUCGAGGGAUGCAUUUGUUACCAAAACCAAGAAGAUUUUCAUACAAAAUAAUUUUGGAAGAUAAGCAUCAUAAGGCACCAUGGAUAAUAGAAUAUUCUUUCACAAGUUUUUCAUUGUUUAUUAAGCAUCGUAUAGACAAACUGUGUCAUUAAUCUGUAAAUAUAUUUCAUUUUUUUAUACUUUUGUUAAAAGAUUUGUCAGGCCUAUAGAAACGAAGGAAAAAAAAAUCAAAAAAUAUAUUUUUAAAAUGCACAAGAUCUAGGGGC
Lactuca virosa is the source of this 315-nucleotide messenger RNA. The record is from the annotation of a GenBank genome assembly. NCBI's taxonomy places the organism in Eukaryota, Viridiplantae, Streptophyta, Magnoliopsida, Asterales, Asteraceae.